Molecule: messenger RNA, 1773 nt
Organism: Anthostomella pinea
Lineage: Eukaryota; Fungi; Ascomycota; Sordariomycetes; Xylariales; Xylariaceae
Source: the annotation of a GenBank genome assembly
AUGGACGAUUUCCCAAUGAGCCCGUACACAUUCAACGACCCGCAGAGCUUUGGAGGCUUUGGUGUCGGCCUUCAAUAUGGUGAUCAGGCGGUCGACCAGAACUUUGCAGAUGUGUUCAAUAAUGAAUUGGAAAUGAAAGGGGGCGACCCUCAGUCUUUCUCCGAGCCUGUUCCUGCUCAUCACGACUCAACACGUUGCUGCGGAUUCCGUCAAGGCUUGCUGGAUGAAUGCUAUCAGUCACGCCUCUACGCGAUGGCGCUUGAGUACUACUACCUCGAGGCAGAAGACCCUAGGCCGCUCCAGACCUAUCGUUGCCUCAUGUCUGCUUGUCAGAAACGGGACUUCAAAGACCCCAAAGCCAUGCUACGCCACCUCAAGCACUGCACACUCUUCCCACAGGGCAAUUUUUGGUGCCCGACGUGUGGUGUAGAUGAGUCCUUCCGGACGACUUCGAAGAAACGGUGCUCGUGGGACAGGGUGCGGUUUGGCCAAAAACUCCAGAAGAAGGUUCAACAUUACAAGGACUUCUUCAGAGGCCUCGCUGGGCCCUCCGAGCAAUCAACCCCAACGGCCACGAACCAGGGGUCAUGCCCAGCGUGCGGAUCGUUCAUCCCCUCAACAGAUACUCCUGUCAAUCACUCAUUCAGUGAUCGUCCUGGAACCUUCUGUAAACCAGAGCUACCAAACUCCCAGCUGGUAUUCAGACUCCCAGCUGAACUGCCAGACAUGGCCCUUGGUGAACUGCCAGCAAUGGCCCUUGGUGAACAUUUUAUUGAGGGAGAUUACCUUCAACUGCAUCCGCGCCAACAAUCAAAGGAGACAUAUUCUCUGUGCUUACCCUACCCCGAGCUUGAUUGCUCCCCUCCCACCAUAGUUGUCGAGCAAGCCCCGAACUUGAUUUCCCCUUCGGGACCUUCCACGGCGUCGCCGAGUCGAAAUGGAGUACAUUCGACUGACGUGUCACCUACGUCUUCGGCCGAGUCCUCAAAGCCUACGACUGGCAUUCAGAUCCAGUGUUUCCAGCCCGUUGGUCACAUGGGCUAUUUCGGCCAAGACCAAGCAGGUUUGCCCGGUCAGCAACUGACACGUUGGAAUUAUGGCUCUUCUACCGCUAGUGUUCGACCUCCGAAUGAUGCUAUUUAUGGACUGUCAGCUGCGUUGCCGCCUCCUAGUCGGGCUCAAUCCGUCUCUCGCAGCGAGCGAGUGCCAUCAUUGACCAUCAACACAAGCCAGCUCAUAUCCAACAUGGACACUUCCGCCUGGGCUCGUAACGUCCCUUGCUAUGACGGUAGUGCAUAUGACCUGAAAGAAAUGGAGACACCGAUACUGGAAAAUUACCAGCCGAUGGCGGCGGCUUCGUCCUUUGACACCGGAGCGGGUGGUACUUCGAGCGCCGGCAGUAGCGCCUUGUCUGGAGCACACAACACCGCAUCGUUUGAUACCUCGCCCUCCAAAACAGCAAUCUCAUCGUCCAGCUCCGGGCUAGCACCAAGUUCAGUAUUGACAGACCCUGAUUUGCAAUGUCAUUUCCCGGGCUGCGAGUUCACCCCGAAAGGCAAGCCAGAAAAUCUUAAGUCGUACAUGCGGAAGCACCUAAGGACGCACAAGGAUAUCCACAUCCAGUGUCCAGAAUGCUACAAAACGUUUACGAGACAAGACAAUCUGACCCAUCACCUGCGCGCAGCUCAUAAGAGGCGCCGUGACAGUUCUGGUAGUGACGAGCUACCAAGCCAGCAGAGGAGGAAGAGUGUCGCGUCCAUCACGUGGGUUUAG